This is a messenger RNA of Cercospora beticola, 1482 nucleotides long. RefSeq names its product flavin-containing monooxygenase. The record is from RefSeq and is a predicted model, not a curated record. Lineage: Eukaryota; Fungi; Ascomycota; Dothideomycetes; Mycosphaerellales; Mycosphaerellaceae.
AUGGAGAAACUUACAUCGACAGCGCCCAGCCCAGAAUCCUUCGACUUUGUGAUCAUCGGUGCUGGCAUCACAGGAAUCAACGCAGCGUACAGAAUAGAACAGCAGUUCCCAAACGAAACAUAUGUCAUUCUGGACCGUCGAGGAGAAAUUGGUGGAACAUGGGCUUUCUUCAAGUAUCCGGGCAUUCGAUCAGACUCGGAUCUCUACACCAUGGGUUUUGCUUGGCGGCCGUGGUCCAAGAGCAGCCCGAUUGCAGAUGGUCCCGGCAUUGCCAAGUAUGUCGAUGAAUCUGCAAAGGAGCGAGGUAUCGACAAGCACAUACGAUAUAACCACGAUGUUCUCAGCAUGGACUGGAGUUCGAAACGACAGCUCUGGAGUCUCGAUGUCACCGUCAAUGGCGAGAAGAAAGUCCUCCAAGCCCACUUCAUCAUCGGCGGCACAGGCUUCUUCGACUACAACAAUCCCCGAGCAACGACGAUUCCUGGAUUAGAGAAGUUCAAAGGCGCCAUCGCACACCCUCAAUUCUGGCCCGAAGAUCUAGACUACACGAACAAGAAAGUCGUCAUCAUUGGCAGCGGUGCAACCGCAAUCACAAUCCUCCCCAUCGUCGCAAAAAAAGCCUCCCACACAACCAUGCUCCAACGCAGCCCAACCUACAUCAUGAGCAUGUCCAUGCACAGCACCUUGGACACCUGGAUCCGUCGCCUCUUCCCCGGCCAUCUCGGCUACAGAAUCAUCGCCUGGCGCUUCACCAUCCUCGCCUGGUUGUUCUUCUAUUUCAGUCAAUUCUUCCCCAACGCAGCGAGGAAAGCUUUGGAGAAAGCUACGACGAAGGAGUUACCUGAUGGAAUGAAAUAUGAUCCGGAUUUUAAGCCGAAGUAUAAGGUUUGGGAUCAGAGACUUUGUGUUUGUCCCGAUGGGGAUUUUUUUCGAGCGAUGGAUGAUGGGAAGGCGAGAGUCGUGACUGGGAAAAUUGAGGCUGUGGAAGAAGAUGGCAUCCUUUUGACCUCGGGAGAAAAACUCCAAGCAGACGUCAUUGUCACAGCUACAGGCCUCAAACUUCAAAUGCUCGGAGGCGCAGAAGUGAGGAUUGAUAAAGAUCGCAAGAUUGAGAUUGGAGAACAAUACAUGUGGCGCGGCACAAUGCUCCAGUCCGUCCCCAAUUUGAUGCUCGUAAUCGGCUACUGGAAUAAUUCCUGGACAUUAGGCAGCGAUCUCGCUGUGAGAAUCUUCUUGAAAAAUGUAAAAGAGAUGGAACGGCAGAGAGCGACCUCAUUCGUUCCGACGUUGACGAAAGAGGAAGAAAGUAAAUUGGAGACGAAGCCGCUGUGGAAUAUGUCGAGUACGUAUUUACAGAAUAAGACGUAUCCGAAAGCGAGCUCGACAGCGCCGUGGACGGUGAAGGACAAUUAUAUGAGGGAUUGGUUCGUGAUGAUGUUUGGGGAUUUGAGGAGGGGGUUGAGGUUUGAGAGAGGUACUUGA